CCAAAUCCAGCAGCAGCCCUCAGUAUGCGCUGGCAGCAGUGGUAACUGGAGAAGCGGACCAGUCCGUGGUGUUGGGACACAGGAGAGGGAUCAAAAAGACACAAACGAUGCAGGGGAACUGGAGGAUACUGUUUUCCCACAUGUGCUGCACCAGCUCCCUUCUCUUCUGGAUCACCGUUGGCUUGAAUGUGGUGGAGGUGGUGGGGUCCCAGCCAGGGAUUCCUCUGUCAGUUGUGAAGCUCUGGGCAUCAGCAUUUGGUGGAGAAAUCAAAUCUAUCUCUGCAAAAUAUUCCGGAUCUCAGCUACUGCAAAAGAAAUAUAAGGAAUUUGAGAAAUCAGUCCGAGUGGAGGAAAUUGAUGGCGUGAAACUGGUCAAAAACCUGGCUGUGAAGAUGGAGGAAAUGUUCCGGAGAAAAGCGGAGGCCACGAGGCGCCUAGUGGAGGCGGCAGAAGAGGCGCACCAUCAACAUGAGGAAAACCCCGACCUGCAGUAUGAGUAUUUCAACGCCGUGCUGAUCAACGAGGUGGACGAGGAGGGCAACAACGUGGAGCUGGGAGGGGAGUUCCUCCUGGAGCCCAAUGACCAUUUCAAUAACCUGUCGGUCAACCUGAGCCUCAGCGUGGUGCAGGUGCCCACCAACAUGUACAACAAAGAUCCUGACAUAGUGAAUGGGGUGUACUGGUCUGAGGCCCUAAAUAAAGUAUUUGUAGACAAUUUUGAAAGAGACCCCUCACUGAUUUGGCAGUACUUUGGGAGCGCAAAGGGUUUCUUCAGACAGUACCCUGGGGUAAAGUGGCAUCCAGAUGAGCACGGGGUCAUUGGGUUUGACUGCAGAAACAGAAAGUGGUACAUCAAGGCAGCCACGUCUCCUAAGGAUGUGGUGAUCUUAGUGGAUGUUAGUGGGAGCAUGAAAGGACUGAGGCUGACCAUUGCCAGACAGACUGUGUCCUCCAUAUUAGACACACUCGGAGACGACGAUUUCUUCAACAUCAUCGCAUAUAAUCAGGAGAUCCACUAUGUGGAGCCUUGUCUGAAUGGCACUCUGGUCCGGGCUGACAGAGCCAAUAAAGACCAUUUCCAGGAACAUCUGGAUAAACUGUUUGCCAAAGGGAUUGGGCUGCUGGGUGAGGCUCUGACCGAAGCUUUCACAAUUCUGAAUGAUUUCAACCAGACUGGACAUGGCAGCGUGUGCAGCCAGGCCAUUAUGCUUGUGACUGACGGGGCGACAGAAAUGUAUGACGACGUUUUUGAGAAGUACAAUUGGCCAGAUAGAAAGGUGCGUAUAUUCCCUUACCUGAUUGGACGAGAAUCUGCGUUUGCUGAUAACCUCAAAUGGAUGGCUUGUGCUAAUAAAGGGUAUUUCAGUCAGAUCUCCACUUUAGCUGAUGUCCAGGAGAAUGUGAUGAGGUAUCUUCAUGUCAUGAGUCGCCCAAAGGUUAUUGACCAUGAGCAUGACACAAUCUGGACUGAAGCUUACGUGGAUAGUGCACUUUCCCAGGCUCAUAAGCUGAACGAAAAAGCGGGUCCGAGUCUGAUGACCACAGUAGCCAUGCCUGUCUUCAGCACAAAAAAUGAAACAAAGAACCAGGGCAUUCUGCUGGGGGUUGUCGGAACAGACAUUCCUCUCCAGGAGCUCAUGAAGAUCAUCCCCAAACAUUUGUUAGGGAUCCACGGGUAUGCAUUUGCCAUCACGAACAAUGGCUACAUCCUGACACACCCGGACCUCAGGCCGCUGUAUCAGGAUGGUCAGAAGAGGAGGAAGCCCAACUACAGCAGUGUGGAUCUCUCUGAGGUGGAGUGGGAGGACAAAGAUGACAUUCUGCGCAACGCUAUGGUGAACAGGAGGACAGGGACUUUCUCUAUGGAGGUGAAGAAGACAGUGGAUAAAGGGAAGCGUGUCCUAAAAAUGCACAAUGACUAUUACUACACUGAUAUCAAAGGAACUCCUUUCAGUGUUGGAGUUGCUCUUUCCAGAGGCCAUGGCAAGUACUUUUUCAGAGGAAACGUAUCAGUUGAAGCAGGGCUCCAUGAUCUGGAACAGCCAGAUGUUGCGUUGGCAGAUGAAUGGACAUACUGCAACACAGACGAGCACCACGAGCACCGUCAUCUAACCCAGAUUCAAGCCAUCAAGCUCUUCCUUACUGGCCGCAGACCACACCUCAAAUGUGACAGAGAGCUGAUCCAGGAGGUAUUAUUUGAUGCUGUGGUCACAGCUCCACUGGAGGCCUAUUGGACUGGGCUGGCCCUCAACAAGUCCGAGAAUUCAGACAAAGGAGUGGAGAUCGCCUACUUGGGUACACGCACUGGCCUAUCGAGAACCAACCUGUUUGUUGCCCCUGAGCAGCUUUCCAAUCAAGAUUUCCUGACAGCGGAGGACAAGGAGGGUGUGUUCAAUGCUGAUCACUUCCCUCUUUGGUACAAGAGAGCAGCAGAGCAGGUUCCCGGGACGUUUGUUUACUCGAUCCCGUUCAGCUCAGCAUUCGAAAACAAGAGCGUGGUUUUGGCCAGCACUGCAAUUCAGCUCCUUGAUGACAGAAAGUCACCAAUUGUUGCUGCUGUAGGAAUCCAGAUGAAGCUGGAGUUCUUUCAGAGGAAGUUCUGGACUGCCUGCAGACAGUGUUCAUCUCUGGAUGGGAAGUGUAGCAUUAGCUGUGAUAAUGAGGACAUUAACUGUUACCUCAUCGACAACAAUGGCUUCAUUCUCGUCACAGAGGUCCAUUCUCAGACAGGGCUCUUCUUUGGAGAGGUGGAGGGUGCUGUUAUGAACAAACUUCUCCAAAUGGGAUCCUUUAAAAGGAUCACACUGUAUGAUUACCAGGCCCUCUGUAAAGAGUAUGCUGGGAGCAGUGACAGUGCACGCACUUUAUCAGAUCCCUUCUCUGUUGUCAAGUGGAUCUUGACUGAACUUGUAAUUUUUCUGCUGGAGUUUAAUCUCUACAGCUGGUGGAAUGUUGAUCUGUCUGUUAAAGCCCAAAGAUCACGGGGUAAAACCAUGAUGGUCCCAUGUGACACAGAGUAUCCUGCCUUUGUCUCUGAACGCACCAUCAAAGAAACAACAGGCAACAUUGACUGUGAGGGCUGCAUCAGAUCUUUUGUCAUACAGCAGAUUCCCAGCAGCAACCUCUUCAUGGUUGUUGUGGAUAACAAAUGUGACUGCAGCUCCACUCCUCCAGUAACCAUGGAUCCCAUCGAGAUCAUGUACAAUGAGUCACUGAAAUGUGACAGACUGAAGUUUCAGAAGGACAGGAAGAAGCCAGAGUCCUGUCAUCCUUUCCACCCUGAGGAAAAUGCCAUGGAGUGUGGCUCAGCAGCAGGCCUCUCCAGUCCACUCACAGCAGCACUGCUCCCCCUGUUGGUGGCUUUCCUCAGCAGGUGACCACAGCACUCGCCCCUAGAUCCAAAACUGGACGUCAGUAUGGACUAAAUCAGCUGCAGCACAUCAACAGCCAACAUGCUUGUGAACACACAGGGAAUACGGCUUGUAUGAAAACUUUGCUCAUAGCACUGCACCAAGAAGAAAUCCUUGUCCUGUGCAGUGAGGGAUUCACAUCAAUAAUUAAAAAAAAUGUUGCUGACUUGAGCAUAGAACUUAACAGAUCAUGUCACUGAUGAUUUGCCAUUUUUUCCUGAAUGUAUGUAGAAAUACAAUAUGGGAAACAAAAUAUGUUGCCAGUAAAAACAAAUGGAUAGGACCACAGGUUUUUUUCAAACAAUAAAAUUAAUCCUUUUUAAGAAGGGCAGUAGUCAAAUAAACAUCAUAUCUUUGUUUGUCAUGAGGGAGAUGUAACAUACAAAUAAACUGCAGAAUGUACAUUGCACUUUUGUUACAUUUGAAAAGAAUGAAAAGUGGUCUGAAUUGUUGGCAGCUGAAAAUGCUGAAAACAAGUGAUCUACUGUAGUGCUGUGAUUUUCUUUCCUCUAAAAUUUUAGCUGCUUUAUCUUGAUAACCUAGUUCUUUCUAUCAACAAUAAUAUGGAUCAUAUAAAACACCAGUGAGACAAAGACAAUGUUGAACUUGCUUUACUCUGCCACUCACUUCUUUAUCUUUUAUUUGUUUGAUGGUUGUUUGUUUUACAGUUGAAGACAUUUCAAAUAAGAUGCAUGUUGAAGACUAAAAAAUAUGUUUAAAGAAUAUCAUAUGGACAUAAACAGCCAUAACUGGCCCACAUACUCAUAACCACAAGUCUGACAAAGCUGAUAAAUAAAGAAAGAGAUAUUUUCCAUCA
Myripristis murdjan (pinecone soldierfish) is the source of this 4227-nucleotide messenger RNA. It is a transcript of the gene cacna2d3, whose product is annotated as calcium channel, voltage dependent, alpha2/delta subunit 3. The coding region runs from base 108 to 3377 and encodes 1089 amino acids. Gene Ontology annotation, cellular component: voltage-gated calcium channel complex. NCBI's taxonomy places the organism in Eukaryota, Metazoa, Chordata, Actinopteri, Holocentriformes, Holocentridae. Gene Ontology annotation, molecular function: voltage-gated calcium channel activity. The record is from RefSeq and is a predicted model, not a curated record. The transcript has 38 exons.